Colletotrichum spaethianum is the source of this 906-nucleotide messenger RNA. RefSeq lists its product as uncharacterized. Lineage: Eukaryota; Fungi; Ascomycota; Sordariomycetes; Glomerellales; Glomerellaceae. The record is from RefSeq and is a predicted model, not a curated record. The transcript has a single exon. The coding region runs from base 1 to 906 and encodes 301 amino acids.
AUGUUGUCAACAGACGGAAGAUGGAAGCUGACCCCACGGCUUCAUUCUGUCAAGUUUGUUUUUGACGCACCAACUCCAGCGGAUGCGCAAACUCCAGACGAGAUUGUCUUCGAGAAUCCGUUUCCCACCGAUGUUCCGGGCAUUCCCAAGCGCUUUGUCUUCAGGUCUCCUGUUACAAAAGGCUCUAAGGAAGAAUAUCUCGACAUUCAGACUACUCAAAACAACAGUGAAGAUUCGCUCAACGGUGAAUCGCAGCCCGAUGAGCCGUUGCUCGACGCCAAGAGUGCAAUCACCGGCGCGAGGACGACCACAAGUCGGUUAUCUCACAUUCGAGGCCCAGUCUGUGAACUUGCAGGAGACAUCAAAUCUGCAGUAUGCGCCGCAUGGGCAUUGAUGCUCUCGUCGCAGUCUGAUAGCGAAGACAUUCGCUAUGGGCUAUACGUCACGACGCCCAAGAACCUAGAGCUUUCAAACCCAUCAUCGCCAGUCAAGCUUUCAAUCAACCGUCAACAACAGGUUUCUGAGUUCCUCAGAUGCUUUGCAGAAACACCCGCGGUAUAUGGCGCUCCCAAUUCUGAGUCUGAUUUGAUCUCUCUUACAACAGACGAGGUUUCCUUGCAGACCAUCAUCGCUUUCUCGAGCAAUGCACUGGAAGUGCAUCAAUCGUCGGUUGCCUCUAACUGGAGUAUUCGACUUGAAUGCUCCAUUGAUGACCAAGAGUUGGAGGUUUCAGCCACUUAUGAUGAACAGUACUUUUCUCGUACGGCAGUACGGCUUCUUCUGAACGACCUGGAACAUGUUCUGUGGCAACUAGACGACUUCUCCAAUGAACAGAGGACUUUGAAAAACAUCCAAACGCUCAGCCCUGCGAGCCAGCGCCAUCUUGUGAAGUUGAAUAGACCGUGA